AUGGCCGACAACAAUGCGUCAGCAGCAAUUGACGCAAACCAGGACGGCGAAAAAUCACACAGGACGAUAAAGGAAGGGAAAGCUACCAUCCUUGUUCCUCGGGGAGCUAAGGUUGGGGAGGAUAAGAGCGAGGUCCAGCAGGUUUUCUACAACCCCAUCCAACAAUUCAACCGUGACCUAUCUGUCCUGGCAAUCAAGGCAUAUGGAGAAGAAACUAUCGAGCGGAGAAAGGCGCAAUAUCUGGCCAAGUCAAACAAGCAGAGCAAGAAGAGGAAGCGCGGGACUGAAGCGAACGGAAUCGAGAACACCGCGGCUGUACCACAAGAUGCACCGACGACACACCAAACCCAGGAAACCACAUCCCAGCCCAAUCCCACGAACUCCUUCUCAACCACCUUCAAAAUUCUUGAUGCGCUCUCUGCUUCAGGCCUUCGAGCGCUGAGGUAUGCGCACGAGAUCCCAUUCGUCACUUCUAUAACUGCGAACGAUCUUUCGGCCUCCGCCGCCGAGUCAAUCAAGGCCAACGUGACUCAUAAUGGAUUGGAAGACAAAAUAACCGUGACAAAUGACAACGCGCUUUCCGUCAUGUAUCGCGCCAUUGCUGAUGAUCUCUCCAAACUGGAUCGUCUAGGCAACCCUGGCAAGGCUCACAAGUUUGAUGUUAUCGAUCUCGACCCAUAUGGCACUGGCGCACCGUUUUUCGAUGCAGCCGUGCAGUGUGUUCGUGACGACGGCGGGCUCCUCUGUAUAACCUGCACUGAUAGUGCCGUUUGGGCCGGCCACAGCUACUGCGAGAAGACGUACUCAUUAUACGGUGGUGUCCCUGUGAAGGGUGCUCACUCGCACGAGGUUGGCCUCAGACUGAUUCUGAAUGCUAUUGCCACAUCCGCAGCUCGAUAUGGGCUUCACGUAGAACCCCAGCUAUCUCUCUCCAUUGACUUUUACACCAAAGUAUUUGUCAAGGUCACAAAAUCCGCUCAAGCUGUCAAAUUCCUGGGCAGCAAGACAAUGUUGGUGUACAGCUGUAGCCAGGGAUGUGGCGCCUGGACUACCCAGUAUUUGAUGAAAUCGAAACCUUCUCCGAAUAAGAAGGGUGACGGAUUGUUCUAUAAGCACGGCAUGAUGCAGGCUCCCACUAGCGACAGGCUUUGCCAACACUGCGGUCUAAAAAUGCACCUCAAUGGGCCAAUGUACGGUGGCAGAAUUCACUCACAGGAAUUCAUCCAACGACUUCUUGACCAACUCCCCAAGGCCGACAAGUCUGUAUAUGGCACUCUUCCGCGAUUGGAGGGUAUGCUCCGAACAGCUCUAGAGGAAUAUAUCCCGGGCCCCGAUAUAGAGGAGGGCGUAAACCCCAAGGAUGCUGCCGCUGCUGCUAUUGACCCUUACCCCUUUUACGUGGUUCCCAACCGACUAGCAAGUGCCAUCUCAUCCGUGUCGAUACCGGAUGAUAUGUUCCGAGGAGCUCUGUUUCAUCUUGGGUACCGAAUCACUCGAAGCCAUUGCAAGCCAGGCAGUAUGAAGACAGAUGCUCCAUGGUCAACCAUCUGGUGGGUUAUGACUGAAUGGGUAAGACAAAAAGCACCCGUGACAGUUGCCAAUAUCAAGCCCAGAACUGCCGCUCACGCCAUCCUGUCGAGGGCUGGCCUCUUGCCGUCUGAAGACAGCUCAACUGCCACCAACAACGGGACUAUAGAUCCAAAAGACCAAGACACUACGAUGGAAGAGGCUCCCAAGGGGGCAGAUGAUGCAACUCCCGACCCGCAAAGCAACGUGGCUCACGACCCUGAGUUUUCGGCCACGGCGACAACAACGGCCGAAUUGGAACUCCGCAAGACAAUGAUAUUCAAUGAAGAUCUCGCACGGCUCGGCUGCCAGGGCCUGGGUCAAAAGAUGACCAGAUAUCAGAUGAACCCAGAAAAGAAUUGGGGACCUUUAACAAAGGCCAUGGCUCAAUAA
Molecule: messenger RNA, 1959 nt
Organism: Clonostachys rhizophaga
Lineage: Eukaryota; Fungi; Ascomycota; Sordariomycetes; Hypocreales; Bionectriaceae
Source: the annotation of a GenBank genome assembly